Homalodisca vitripennis (glassy-winged sharpshooter) is the source of this 745-nucleotide messenger RNA. RefSeq names its product Down syndrome cell adhesion molecule-like protein Dscam2. The record is from RefSeq and is a predicted model, not a curated record. Gene Ontology annotation, molecular function: cytokine receptor activity; cytokine binding. The coding region runs from base 1 to 732 and encodes 243 amino acids. Lineage: Eukaryota; Metazoa; Arthropoda; Insecta; Hemiptera; Cicadellidae. Gene Ontology annotation, cellular component: signaling receptor complex; external side of plasma membrane. Gene Ontology annotation, biological process: cytokine-mediated signaling pathway. The transcript has 3 exons.
AUGACUUGUCUCCAGGAAGGGGAUGGUGUGUGGCAACAGCUGGAGUUGAGCGGCCAGCUGAGAGGUGCUCUCCUGGAGAACCUAAAGCCUGCGACACGUUACUCGGUGCAUGUCCAGGCCGAGGGCCCCGCGGGGCGCAGCAAGCCCAGCCAAGAUCUGCAGUUCAAGACGGAGCCCCAGCGCCCCGCAGGUCCACCACUCAAUGUGGCCGUCAGGGCCGUAUCUUCCACCCAGCUCCUGGUCACGUGGGCGCCUCCCCUACCUGAACUCCGACACGGUGACAUACAAGGCUACUAUGUGGGCUACAGGGAGAUUAACUCUCCUAAUGGUAACUACAACAUGACGGCGGUGAGUGGGGUGAGCGACGAGGGUGGCGGAGAGCUGAUACUCUCGGGACUGCUAAAGUUCACCCGCUACUCUCUGGUAGUGCAGGCCUUUAACCAGGUGGGCCAGGGGCCGCAGUCGGAGCCUGUGUCCGCUCAGACUAUGGAGGACGUUCCCAGUGCUGCGCCCGAAGAUGUGCGAUGUGCGGCUUUAAGUUCCCAGUCCGUCCAGGUCAGCUGGCAUCCCCCGCCCCACAUUCACAGCAACGGUAUAAUCCAGGGAUACCGACUCUUCUAUGACACCCAUGACCAAGGUGCGACAAGUACAGUAGCAUGCUUGUUCAUUUUUCCAAAUUUCCCUCCAGAGCAGCUGGAAAUUAGCGGCGUCCCCAACAAGAACAGUGUGUAGCUGGAAGUUUUAA